AUGAACUCCAGAGACAUGGUUGUAGGAAUCUUCUUCCUGUCCCAGACUGCACUUGGAAUGCUGGGGAACUCAGCCUUGCUUUGUUGUUUUAUCAUUGCCGUCUUCUCUGGAAUCAGAGCAAAGCCCACAGACCUGAUUGUCAAACACCUAACCUGGGCCAACUUCAUUGUUCUCUGCAGAGGAAUCCCACAGACCAUUGCUGCUUUUCAUCAGACUUACUAUCUAGAUUAUGUUUCCUGUAAACUUGCCUUAUAUUUUCAUAGAGUUGCCAGAGGAAUGUCCCUAGGCUCCACAUCCCUGCUGAGUGUCUUUCAGGCCAUCACCAUCAGCCCUAGUAAUUCCAGGUGUGCACAGUUCAAGCUCAGAGCCCCCGGGAUUAUUGGUCCAUUCCUGGGCCUGUGCUGGGCCCUCCAGCUGUUGUUAUAUAUUUUCAUUCCUGUAUAUACAACUGACAUAAGGGGUGGAAGAAAUAUUACUGGGAUACAAGAUUUUGGAUAUUGUGUUAUUAUAAAUUCUGAGAGACUAAUCAGCACACUUAUUGUAAUCCUAAUAGCAUCCAACGAUAUCAUCUUUUUGGGACUGAUGAUGUUGGCCAGUGGCUACAUGGUGUUUAUCCUGCUCAAACACAAGCAGAGGGUCCAACACAUCCACAGAUCCCUGUCUCCUAGGUUAUCCCCUGAGACCAGAGCCACCCAAAGCAUCCUCACCUUAGUGAGCAGCUUUGUUCUCUUCUAUGUAACCUCUAUGGUCUUUACAUCUUAUCUGUCUGCCCUUGAAGGAACCACUAGGUGGCUGUCUAACAUUGGUGUGGCCAUGUCUGCAUGCUUUCCAGCAUUCUGCCCCUUUCUGCUCCUCAGACACUACGCUUCCUUCUUCAGGCUCUGCUGCACUAGUUUUUACCAGACAACACGCCGCGCUUGUGUAGUCAGAGAACUCUAA
Peromyscus eremicus (cactus mouse) is the source of this 939-nucleotide messenger RNA. Its product is annotated as vomeronasal type-1 receptor 4-like. NCBI's taxonomy places the organism in Eukaryota, Metazoa, Chordata, Mammalia, Rodentia, Cricetidae. The coding region runs from base 1 to 939 and encodes 312 amino acids. Gene Ontology annotation, biological process: G protein-coupled receptor signaling pathway. The record is from RefSeq and is a predicted model, not a curated record. Gene Ontology annotation, molecular function: pheromone receptor activity. The transcript has a single exon. Gene Ontology annotation, cellular component: membrane.